Molecule: messenger RNA, 1228 nt
Organism: Phaedon cochleariae (mustard beetle)
Lineage: Eukaryota; Metazoa; Arthropoda; Insecta; Coleoptera; Chrysomelidae
Source: the annotation of a GenBank genome assembly
GUAAAUAAUCAGUUAUACCGAUUUCGGCAAUCUUUGGCAAUUUCAUUCAUGUAUUUUCUGGCCGUGUGGUUGAUCAAUAGUUCCUAAGUUAUUUAUCUUUUAUUAAUUAAAAUCAUAAUGGCCAGUACUAUUUUCAAUUAUGAGAGUUUGGUACACGCCACUUCUGGGGCGACUGGAAGUAUAUUUGCCAUGACAAGUGUUUACCCUAUUGAUAUGGUCAAGUUUCGUAAACAGCUGGAUGACAAGGAAAUAACUCAAAAAUCAACAUUAGAUGCCAUAAUCCACUUGAUGAAAACAGAAGGAAUAGGAUCCUUAUAUCGUGGAGUAAGGCCUGUUCUUAUUACAUUAGGAGUUUCCACAUUUGUAUACUUCUAUACAUUCCAUGGAAUAAAGUCUCUAAUACCAAAGGAAAUGGUGAAUUCCAAGACAGAUCUUUUUCUUAGCAUUUUUGCAGGGGUGGUGAAUGUAGUAACCACAAACCCCUUAUGGGUGGUAAAUAACCGGCUCAAAGCCAAAGGACAGUUGCCAUUCACUGGUUUGCUGGACGGUUUGGUUCACAUAGCUACGACGGAAGGAAUAUCAGCUCUCUGGAAUGGCGUUGGGCCUUCUUUGGUCUUAGUAUCUAAUCCAGCCAUUCACUUUACCAUAUAUGAAGCACUGAAGAGGAGAGUGAAAGUAAAGAAUGCUACAGCAUUCUUCAUAUUAGGCGGCAUAUCCAAAACCAUAGCAACUAUACUAACUUACCCAUUACAAUUAGCCCAAACCCGACAGAGGCUGAACAAAGACACCAAAAUUAGUACAGCUGCUCUGUUGUUAAUGUUGCUCAAGAAAAAUGGUCCGGGUGCCUUAUUCCAAGGUUUGGAAUCAAAGUUGCUACAGACUGUCGUUGCUACUGCCUUGAUGUUCGCAACUUAUGAAAAAAUUGCUCAGCUAGUAUUCAAAUUGCUCUUGGGAACGGCCAAGAGAAAAGGGAUAUAGUUUUAUAGGAUAUUUGGAGGUGCCAAAAUGGUGAUGCAAAAUUGUGACAACUUUUUGUACUAAGAUAGAAAUAACUCAGAAUUAUUGAUAAUUUACGGGUUAUCAGGUAUGUUUCACAAAAGUGAUUCAUUUGUGCACAUAUUCUUCAAAGAACUAAUAAUAUAUGGGUAUUGAAGUACAGGGUGAUUCACCAUAAAUGUCCCCCCUCUAGCUCACUCAUUUUUGAACCGAUUUCAGAAUUUGAAAAAUG